This is a messenger RNA of Pelagomonas calceolata, 1230 nucleotides long. The record is from the annotation of a GenBank genome assembly. NCBI's taxonomy places the organism in Eukaryota, Pelagophyceae, Pelagomonadales, Pelagomonadaceae.
GCGCCGCCGAAGAAGAAGCGCCGCCGCGGCGCCGCGAACAAGAAGAUGUCGGCGAGCGCCCGCGCAGACGCCCUCGCGGCGCUGGAGGCCGCGUGCCGCCGCGUGCCGCGGCGACCGACGCCGUCGGCCGCCGCGGUGCCGACGACGGCUCUUCUCAUUCUGCCCGAGUGGCUGACGCCGAUAAUGACGGGCGAAAAGACGGUAGAGCUGCGAGCGAUUAGCUCGCUGAAACGUGGUGUACGCAUCGGAUUCUGCGGGUCGGGGACGGGGCGGUGCUGGGGUGAGGCUACGUUCUUGCACUGUGAAGGCCCGCUCGACGACGCGCGCCUCGCGGCGCUCCAGGACGCGCACGGCGUGAGGGCGCCGGAGGGUGCGGUCGAUGCCGGCGCGGCCAUCCGGACCGCGCUCAACUGGAACAAGGUCGUCGUCGGCGUGGGAAACUUUCGCCGCGACGCCGUCACCGCGACACUCGCAGGUCUACGCGUGGCACCUGACGGCGGCGGCGCCCUACGAAAAGCCGCUCGACUACGUCCAUCCGUCGGGCGCCAUCACCUGGGUCGACCUGCCGGCCGCCGUCGCCGCCGCCACGGCGCCGGGCGUCGCGACCGACGCCUGGCCGUGCCCGCAGUGCACGCUCCUGAACGCGCCGGCCGCGGCGGCCUGCAGCGCGUGCGACACGAGCCGGCCGCGCGCGACCGACGCCGCCGCUCCGGAAGGCUACGACGUCGACUCGGACAGCAGCGGGCCGCCGCGGCCGCGCGCCGCAGCGCCGGUCGUCGGCGAUCGCGUGCUCAGACUGGACGACGUAGAAGGCGUCGUGAGGGCGCGGGGCCGCCCUGGCUGGUUUAUGGUAGACCUGGACGGUUAUGAUAGCGCCAUAGAGUUCGAGGCGAGCGAGUUGCGCGUUCUCUCGCCGGCCGACGCGAGCGACGACAGCGACGACGAUCGGAAUGCGCCGCGGGCCGCGGGCCGCUUCGACGAGUUCGCGUUCCGCGAGGCCAGCGCGCCGCCCCGUUCGCCGCGCCCCGAGGCCGUCCCCGAGAGCGUCGGCGAGAUGCGCUCCCUAAUCUCGAGCGCGGGCCUGUCGAGCGCCGACUGCGUCGAGAAGUCGGAGCUGCGGGCCCGGAGCGUGCUCGCGCUCGAGCGCCUCGCCGAGGCGAAGCGGCUCCGCGAUGCGCGUAACGAGUAAUGUACAUUACGGUCGGGCUAAAAAUAAUGCGAGCGAUCGAA